Stylophora pistillata is the source of this 480-nucleotide messenger RNA. RefSeq lists its product as uncharacterized. The record is from RefSeq and is a predicted model, not a curated record. Gene Ontology annotation, molecular function: protein binding; G protein-coupled peptide receptor activity. Gene Ontology annotation, cellular component: plasma membrane. Lineage: Eukaryota; Metazoa; Cnidaria; Anthozoa; Scleractinia; Pocilloporidae. Gene Ontology annotation, biological process: hormone-mediated signaling pathway; activation of adenylate cyclase activity; adenylate cyclase-activating G protein-coupled receptor signaling pathway.
UGCUUUCAAGUUGCAUAGAUAUCCUGGAUGGGCGAAGAAAGAAAACAUUUAAACUUUGUUUUGUUUUGUUUUGUUUUUUGAAAAUUUGAUCCAUUUUCUCUUAAAGCAGAGAAAGACCAAGAGGAGGACAACGGUGGAAAAAUGCAAACGGUUUUAAUGGAAGUUCAUCCGCACAAAGGAUCGCGGGUAAAUGACAAAAAUGUUGCGUCCCAAGCUGAUGGACAAGGUUCCGUUGAGUUAAUCGCUCGGCUUCAGCAGAUGCAACACGAUGCAAGCAAAGUCAACGACAAGACAGACCUAAAAACUGAGUUGAAGAAAAUUGCUUCAGACAAGGGCUUCAGAAUUGUUGACAAUGAAGGAUCCGGAAAUUGCAUGUUCUAUGCUUUGUCAGAUCAACUGGAAAUUGCUAUGAGAAUCAAAAUCAAGCAUGACGAAUUGAGACAAAUAUUGGUCCAGUACCUCAGAAAAAACCCAAAACUA